AUUCAAAAAAUCAAUUCUUCAGGCCUCAGUGCAGCUACAUGAAAACAAUAAUGUGCAGGUGUCAUCGGCUGACAGAUUAGAAUAAAUGAAACAAAAACAAGUGUAGUAACGUGUUUACUAUUGGCAUUUCAUUCAUGUCAUUAUGAGCCUAUGGAUUUUAAAAAUCAGUUUGUGGUUCUUGCUAGGUACAGCAACUUGUACGUUAUCUCCACCAACUGAUAAACAUAGACGAGAUAAGGGAAAAGUUGAGAGCAAGAAAGGACCAGUGAAUCAAAAUGUCUUUGAUCGAGGUCUUGUCGUCCAAGAGCCUAAGCCCAUUGACAUUUUACGUGAGUCUGGGCUGUACUACAAGGAUACAAAUUUUCGACAGUUCACUGGUGAAGUGUUGGGAUACAUAACACCGUGGAAUGCGGAUGGCUCAGAAAUAUCUAAAACAUUCCACGGAAAAUUGACAACCGUUUCUCCAGUAUGGUUGAGUCUUCCUCGAGGGAAUGUUAAAAAAUUUCAAAUACCCACCCACGAUGUUCAAAAAAAAUGGCUGAAAGAAAUGAAAUCGCUGAAUGAUGGUAACCAUACUGUAAGGAUCUUACCUCGAUUAUUAUUCGAAGAGUGGACUCCCGAUGAGAUAGCAACCCUCAGUAACGACAACCAGAAAAAAACACAGCUGGUGUCUGCACUUGCUGAGACAGCUAAAGCAUUCCAAUUUCACGGUUACGUUUUAGAAAUUUGGAACCAGUUCGUUUUCACUGGAGUAAAAACAAAAGUUGUCGUUAAUUUAAUAAAAUUCCUGGGUAAAAGACUCAAGAGUAAAAAUUUAGAAGUCAUUUUGGCUAUCCCACCAGCAAGAGGCCCUGAAAAUCAAAUAUUUUCUCAAGCGUACUUCGAGGAACUAGCGUCUCAUGUUGACUAUUUUUCUUUGAUGACAUAUGAUUUUUCAAACUUUCAACGGCCCGGACCCAAUGCUCCUCUGGAGUGGGUCAGAGAGUGUGUCGAGAAACUAGUUCCCGAUGACGAUGAUCCCAGGAGAUCACAGAUUCUCAUGGGACUGAACUUCUAUGGAAAUAAUUAUGCUCCAGAAGGUGGGGCACCUAUUCUGGGUUCGCAGUACCUGAAAAUACUUGAAUCAUACAAAGGAAAAAUUCAGUGGGAUGAUAGAAGCAAGGAACACUUUUUUGAGUCAAAAUCACCAGGAAGUGGAUUUAUUUUCUAUCCAACAUUAUACUCCCUACAGCAACGAAUUGAUCUUGCUAGGGAGCUUGGAACAGGUUUAUCCAUCUGGGAGCUUGGUCAGGGCCUAAAUUACUUCUACGAUCUCCUAUAAGUAGUAGUCCAACCUCAUCAGAUGAAAGUAAUGAGUGAGCAAUACAAAAUAGACUUUAAUAAGAAAACAAAUGUAAAGGAUUUCUAUACAUAAAUCUUAAAAACUCAGAUAUUCAAGUGAAAUAUACAAUUAGUCUUAUAA
Molecule: messenger RNA, 1462 nt
Organism: Fopius arisanus
Lineage: Eukaryota; Metazoa; Arthropoda; Insecta; Hymenoptera; Braconidae
Product: chitinase domain-containing protein 1
Exons: 5
Coding region: 143-1321 (392 amino acids)
Biological process (GO): carbohydrate metabolic process
Cellular component (GO): endomembrane system
Molecular function (GO): chitin binding; oligosaccharide binding
Source: RefSeq, a predicted model, not a curated record